Messenger RNA from Neoarius graeffei (lesser salmon catfish), 1649 nucleotides. RefSeq names its product ribonucleoside-diphosphate reductase subunit M2. Gene Ontology annotation, cellular component: cytosol. The transcript is spliced from 10 exons. The coding region runs from base 120 to 1280 and encodes 386 amino acids. Gene Ontology annotation, molecular function: ribonucleoside-diphosphate reductase activity, thioredoxin disulfide as acceptor. The record is from RefSeq and is a predicted model, not a curated record. NCBI's taxonomy places the organism in Eukaryota, Metazoa, Chordata, Actinopteri, Siluriformes, Ariidae. Gene Ontology annotation, biological process: deoxyribonucleotide biosynthetic process.
ACUUUGUCUUUUUCCUCCACUGUACAGGUUGCAUCUUCUUUUACUUAUUUUAGUCUUGUAAAAAAAAAAACCUCGUGCUUCUGCAUUAUUAGCCUAUUUUAUUUGCCUUAAACGUAACAAUGCUGUCCAAUCGCUCACCUCUUAAAGUAAAGAAUGAAAAUGUUGUUUCUACUAAACUAACCAGCUUGUCUCUGAGAGAUAAAGAAAACACGCCACCAAGUUUGAACUCGACACGAGUUCUGGCCUCAAAAACGGCGCGUAAAAUCUUCGAGGAUUCUGAGCAGAAGCCAAAAGCCAACAAUGUUCAUCUAGAGGAAGAGCCUCUCCUGAAGGAAAAUCCACGUCGCUUUGUCAUCUUCCCUAUUCAGUACCAUGACAUCUGGCAGAUGUACAAGAAAGCUGAGGCCUCUUUCUGGACAGCUGAAGAGGUUGAUCUUUCCAAAGACCUCCAUCACUGGGAGUCCUUAAAGGACGAGGAACGGUAUUUCAUUUCUCAUGUGUUGGCGUUCUUUGCUGCAAGUGAUGGCAUCGUCAAUGAAAAUCUCGUGGAGCGCUUCACUCAGGAAGUCCAAGUGACUGAGGCACGCUGUUUUUAUGGGUUCCAAAUUGCCAUGGAGAACAUUCAUUCUGAGAUGUACAGCCUACUUAUUGACACGUACAUCAAAGAUCCAAAAGAGAGGGAGUAUCUCUUCAAUGCCAUUGAAACUCUUCCUUGUGUGAAGAAGAAGGCUGACUGGGCCAUCAAUUGGAUUGGCAACAAAGAUGCACAGUAUGGUGAGAGAGUGGUGGCUUUUGCUGCUGUUGAGGGAAUCUUCUUCUCUGGUUCUUUUGCUGCAAUUUUCUGGCUAAAGAAGAGGGGCCUUAUGCCAGGGCUCACCUUCUCCAAUGAACUCAUCAGCAGAGAUGAGGGACUUCACUGUGACUUUGCCUGUCUAAUGUUCAAGCACUUGGUGAACAAACCUUCAGAAGCAACGGUCAAGAAAAUCAUUAUGAAUGCAGUUCAGAUUGAGCAGGAGUUCCUGACCCAGGCUCUGCCAGUUAAACUGAUUGGUAUGAACUGUGAGUUGAUGAAGCAGUACAUUGAAUUUGUGGCUGACAGGCUGAUGUUGGAGUUGGGCUUCAAAAAGAUCUAUAGAGUAGAGAAUCCAUUUGACUUCAUGGAGAACAUUUCCUUGGAGGGAAAGACCAACUUCUUUGAGAAGCGAGUGGGAGAGUACCAGCGCAUGGGAGUUAUGUCUGGGCCCACAGACAACACCUUCCGGCUUGAUGCUGACUUCUAAACUGAGUAAAUGGACACUUGUAAACAUUAACUUGAAGAGGCCAUGGUCCCUUGGUUGCCUCCAUAUUUUGCCUGCUAUAGUGUUACUCAGCAGGACUUGAAAAUGGUGCAAAAAUGUAAUGUAUAUUGCUGUAAGAUUUAAUUUUAGAAUAUGUACCUCAAUGCAGCUAACUUUUUUUUUUUUUCUUUUAAUUGUACAUGGUUUGUUUUCUGCAAGGCAGAGCAGAUGGGAAGGGUUUAUUUAUAGCUUGCAUAAACGCCAUGCUACUGCUUUGAUGUACAAACUGCUUCUGCUUUCCCUUAAACCCCAGUCCUGUUCCCUUGCCUGAAUGCUGAUGCGAAUGUAAAUAAAACUUCUGAUGGAAUAGAA